AUGUUCCCGAGCCCCGUGACCAGCACCCCCUUCUCGGUCAAGGACAUCCUGAACCUGGAGCAGCAGCAGCAGGGCGGGCUGGCGCCCAUGGAGCUGCCGCCGCUCGGCUCGCCCUCCUGCCUGCUCGCCGCCUGCAAGCAGGAGAGCUGCGGCGCCGAGGCCCUGGCCGAGCCGCUGGCCGAGCCGCAGCCCCUGCCCCGCAGCGCCUUCCCCGGCGCCUGCUACGCCAAGAGCUACGUGGAGAUGGGUCCGGCCAAGGAGCCCGCGCUGGACAAGAAAGAGCUGUGCUCGCUGCACAGGAGCCUUGAGCAGAAGAGCGAGCUGGACGAUGCCGAGCGGCCCAGGCAGAGGAAGAGGAGGAAACCGCGCGUGCUCUUCUCUCAAGCUCAGGUCUACGAACUGGAGAGGAGGUUCAAGCAGCAGAAGUACCUCUCGGCGCCGGAGAGAGACCAUCUGGCAAAUGUCCUAAAGCUCACCUCGACGCAAGUGAAAAUUUGGUUCCAGAACAGAAGGUACAAGUGCAAAAGGCAGAGGCAGGACCAGACGCUGGAGCUGGUGGGGAUGCCGCCGCCGCGGCGCAUAGCGGUGCCCGUGCUGGUGCGCGACGGGAAGCCCUGCCUGGGGGACGCCUCUGCCUACAGCUCGCCCUACAACGUGAGCAUCAGCCCCUACAGCUACAACGCCUACCCUGCCUACCCCGGCUACAACAGCCCUUCCUGCAACGGCAACUACAACUGCAGCUACCCGUCCGUGCAGGGCGUGCAGCCCGCGCCGGCCGCCAACGGCUUCGUGAACUUGGGCGUCGGGGACUUGAAUUCGGUGCAGGCGCCGCUGGCGCAGGGCGGCGCGGGGCUGCCCACGCUGCACGGCAUCCGCGCCUGGUAG
Molecule: messenger RNA, 885 nt
Organism: Nothoprocta perdicaria
Lineage: Eukaryota; Metazoa; Chordata; Aves; Tinamiformes; Tinamidae
Gene: NKX2-5
Product: NK2 homeobox 5
Exons: 2
Coding region: 1-885 (294 amino acids)
Biological process (GO): cell differentiation; regulation of transcription by RNA polymerase II
Cellular component (GO): nucleus
Molecular function (GO): RNA polymerase II cis-regulatory region sequence-specific DNA binding; DNA-binding transcription factor activity, RNA polymerase II-specific
Source: RefSeq, a predicted model, not a curated record